This is a messenger RNA of Panicum hallii, 4862 nucleotides long. RefSeq lists its product as uncharacterized. Gene Ontology annotation, cellular component: intracellular membrane-bounded organelle. The transcript has 10 exons. The record is from RefSeq and is a predicted model, not a curated record. Bases 111 to 4673 code for a protein of 1520 amino acids. Lineage: Eukaryota; Viridiplantae; Streptophyta; Magnoliopsida; Poales; Poaceae.
GCGCUCUGUGGCCCGCAACCAGCACCCCCAAACCCCCGCACGGCUCCACGCGCUCCCGCCGCCGCCUCGCCGGCGAGUGAUCGCAUUGACGGGGCUCGCGCUUACCGGCCAUGGCGGAGGGCUCGUCCAAUUUUGGUUUCGGGCGUAGGGGCUGUCCGGCCGCCGGCUCCGGGGAUGGCUGGAAAUCGGUGCUCGACGAUCCUGACGUCGUCGAGGUGUCGGCGGAGGACGCCGCCGGGUGUUCUUCCGGUCGCCAGAAGCGGAAACUGACCCAGGUUGUUCCUUCUGACAUAAUUGAACUUGAUGCUGAUGUUGAUCCUGGCGGAGUUGUGAUAAUUGACGAGAAGAUAGAAAAUCACAAGAAUAAGCAAGCUGCUAUUCAUAUGGAUUGGAUAAAGCAUGCAAUGAGUCGUAUAUCUGCAGACCCAAAUGCUACUCCUGUUACAAAGGUUGGGCCAUGGGAUGGGCUGGGAGAUUAUCAUAAUAAUGUUGCCGGCCCAGGUGCUAUUCCUGUCACAAAGGUUGGGCCAUGGAAUGACCUGGGAGGUUUUGAUAAUAAUGUAGCCGGCUCAAGUGCUAUCCUUGCAACAAAUCUUCCUCCGUGGGAUGGCCUAACGAUGCUUGCUCCAUAUUUUUACAAUCAGUUUGGUGUGGCACCUGGAGAGGAGCACAAUAAAUACUAUAGUAAUAGCAGUCCACUGAUGGAAAGUGGUAGCAGCUUAAACUCUGGUGCGAAUAAUUACAUGGGCAUUCCACCUGGUGUGGAAGCAAUUUUACCACAGGAGACUUCUGCUGAGAUGCCACAUCAGCCCAGUCAAACUGAGAUCAUCAGUAGUGAAGUUCAUGAGAAGUACAAGACAUUUAAACGAUUUGAUACAGUUAAUGAUCAUGGUGAUCAUUUCUACUUAUUAAAUGCUCCUGCUGUCAAGACGCCACCUAAGGCCUGGGUUAAGCGGAUACAGCAUGAGUGGAAAGUCCUAGAGAAUGAUUUGCCAGACAUGAUAUAUGUAAGAGUUUACGAGGAUAGAAUGGACCUUCUUAGAGCUGUCAUCGUUGGACCAGCAGGCACUCCUUACCAUGAUGGGCUUUUCUUCUUUGAUGUCCAGUUCCCAUAUCGAUAUCCAAGUAAACCUCCGCUAGUGAAUUACCGCUCUAGAGGAUUGCAGCUUAACCCGAAUCUCUAUGAAUGUGGAAAAGUAUGUCUUAGUCUCUUAAACACCUGGGCUGGUUCUGGAUGUGAGAAGUGGAACCCAUCUAAUUCAACCAUGCUGCAAGUCUUGGUCUCCAUUCAGGCCUUGGUGUUGAAUGCCAAACCUUUUUUCAAUGAACCUGGGCAUGCUAUGUAUGCUAACACUCCUCUUGGGGAGAAGCUAUCUAUGGCGUAUAAUGAAAAGACUUUUCUGCUAUCCUGCAGAACGAUGCAGUGCUCUCUUCGCAAUCCACCAAAGAAUUUUGAGGACUUCGUUGCUGGCCAUUUCCGCAAUCAUGGGCGCAAAAUCCUGAAAGGAUGCAGGUCCUACAUGGCCGGUGCCCAAGUUGGUUGCCUCAUCGGAGACGGCGAGCAGGACGUCGUCGACGAGGGUGGCAAGAUCUGCUCCGCCAACUUCAACGCCCCGCUGAAACUGCUAUUCGCGGAUCUGCUGAAGGUGUUCGCCAAGAUAGGCGUCAAUUGCGCUGAGUUCCAGGAUCCUGGAGCCGCCAAAGCGACAGCAGGCACCCCAUCGAGCCUGAAGCCGUACCAGGAGGUCGAUGGAUGGCUGGCCGGGAUGGUCGGCGGAGUUACAGUGCCGGCCGCUGCGAAGCCGGCAGGGCUGGAUGUUCCGGCGGAGCUCAGCUCGGCUAUGAGCCGCCGCGCCAGCUUCUGCACCACCACUCAUCCUGGAGCACUCAGGCAGCCAGCACUUGACCGCGCCAACGCUGCCGGCUCGGCGACAAGCAGCCACAGAGCAUUUCGCGUAUCGAAUUGCUGCCUCACUCUGGCCGGAAUGGCGCGGCCUCACAGCCACCUCUACCGUCUUCUCCUCCUCCUCCGCCUCCUCCUGCUGCUCCCCGCCGCCACGGCCGCGUCGUACUCCUCGCUCUGCCACUCCAACGCGGCCGCCAAAGAUGUCCCCGCCCCCGACCACUCCCUCGGCGGAACACCGCCCACUCUCCCUUGGAUCUCCACCGGUCACUUCUCCGGCGGCGGCGACCUCCACUUCGCCCCAGGCCGGUCCUACGCCCGCGCUUUCUCAUUCCACCCACGCGACGGCUCCGCCAGCACCACCGCCGACCCCGCCGUCACCCACCUCUCCGCCACGCUCACCCUCGACGGUGCUCGCAUCACCCGGCGCCACGGCGACCGCCCCCACUCCGUGUCUUUCGACCUCGACGGCUACUACUACUCCACCGCUACCGCCCCCGCCGCGGAGCUCUGCAUGGUGGGCUCCGGUUCCUACGCGAGAGAGGACGGCUCCGGUGUCGUCGUCCUCUCCGACGUCGUGCUCCGCCUGACCGUGCCGCGGCCGUCCAACCUCUCCGCGCCCUUCGUCACGGGCCGCCUCGGGGGCGUCGACUUCAACCCCAUCGCCCUCGUCGCCUACGCCGAGGAUGACUACGCAUACGGAGAGGCCGCAUCCUGUCCGCCGACACCGCCGCCAGCUGGCGCCCGACGGGUGCUCCGCGCGGGGUUCUCGUGCAGCCUCCUCAGGGCUCUGCUCGGAAGAGGCUCCUACAGACUGGAGUACAGGCCGCCCAGUGGGCGCGCGGCGAGCGGCUUCCCGCUGCCGCUGCGCCACGAGAGCAUGUACAUCAACCAGAUGCGCUGCGCCGCCGCCGACGGCGCCGUGCGCGCGUACAUGGUGUUCUACACCAACCAGUCGGCCGCCUUCCCAUCCAAUGACACCGCACGGUGGGGGCGUGGGCGUGGCUUCUUGGUCGGGGACGAGGCGCUCGUCGCCGACGGGUUCUGGGACUCGUCUCGGAGCCGGCUCUGCCUGAGGGCGUGCCGGGUGGCGAGCUCGGGCCAGUCCGGCGCGGACCUAGCCGUCCGCGAGUGCGGGAUCGGGGCCAGCUUCUGGUUCCCGGCCGUGUGGUCGCUCUGCGACCGGAGCGUCGCCGCCGGGAUGAUCUGGAACGCGAGCGGCAACCUCGACGGCGACGCAGCAGCCGUGAUCUCGGUGUCCAGAACCGGGGGCUACGCCUACCAGGUUGCCGGCAUCAAGUACAACUACACCCGGGUGGAGGAGGCCAAGAAGCACUACGACUCCAUGCCGGCGUUGAGCAAGGAGAGGAAGGGCAGGUUCCCCGGCAACUCCUCGUUCCGGGACUUCGCGUUCGGCUUCUCCCUGAAGAAACGAGGACUCACCGGGUACGCCUCGCCGGUCACGAUCGGCUCGGCCUUGGUCGAAGGCGACGGGCUGGUCGCUGACGCGGCCUUCGCAGCAGAAGAGGUGAACAAGCAUAGGCUGUUGAACGUCAGCUACACUUUGCGAUACUAUGCCCCAGCUGCCUACGGGAAGUCGUCUGCGAAUUCGCCGCAGCUGCGGCGCAUCUCGGCAGAAGGUGUCUACGACACCAGGGCAGGAUCCCUGUGCAUGGUGGCCUGCCAAGCGAUCAGCGUUUCCUCGUCGGAGUCGGACUGCGAGAUGCUCGUCACCGUCCAGUUCGCUCCGAUGGACGCCGUGGCGAGGGAGCGCGCCGUCGGGACGAUUAGCAGCCUGAGAAAGCCGGACGACCCUCUGUUCUUCGAGGCGCUGGAGGUCGCCGGCGACGGGAUGUACGUGGAGCGGUUGGCGGAGUCGGUCUCCAGGAUGGACAUGGAGAGCAUCAUGCUGGUGGCCUCCAUGGCGCUGUCCUGCGUCUUCACGGCCCUGCAGCUGCGCCACGUAAAGAAGCACCCCGAGGUGCUCGCGGCCAUGUCGGUCACCGCGCUCGUCGUCCUGGCCCUGGGAUACGUGAUCCCGCUCGUGCUCAACCUCGAGGACACGUACAGGGACAGCCGCAGCCACAGCCGCAGGCAGUACUUCGUCAAGCUGACCGGCGGCGGGCUGCUGGAGCUGAACGCGCUCGUGCUGCGGGCAAGCACCGUGCUGGCCCUCGUCCUGCAGCUGCGCCUCCUCCAGCUCGCCCUGUCGUCGCGGCGGUCGGCGGAUCAAGCGGGGAUCAAGCGCGAGGGCUCGUCGCCGUCGUCGUCGUCAUCUGACGCCGACGCCGAGAGGAGCACGCUCUGGGUAUGCCUGCCGCUGUACGCCCUCGGCGCUGUCGUGGUCUGGAUCGUCCACACGAGCGACGCCCGGCCGGGGCCGGCGUUGGUGGACGACCUCGCCGCGUACGCGGGGCUGGUCCUGGACGGGUUCCUGCUGCCCCAGGUCGUCCGGAACGCGCUCUCGGGCUCUAGGGUGCGGGCGCUCUCGCCGUGGUUCUACGCCGGCAGCACCGCGAUCCGCGCGGCGCCGCACGCGUACGACGCGUUCAGGAGGCGGAGCUACGUGCCGAGCCUGAGGCCGUCGUUCGCGUACGCGGGCCCCCGCGACGACCUCUUCGGCGUCGGGUGGAACGUGGCCGUACCGUGCGGGGCGGCCCUGCUCGCCGCGCUGCUCUUCUUGCAACAGCGGCUCGGGGGCGCGUUCCUGUGCGGUUCGAAGAGAAGACGGUCGGGAGAGUACGAGAUGGUCUCCACGCCUAGCUCCUAGUUGGCGUGAGCCGACGAGGCAAUUCUGCAACACUGUCGUGCACCUAAAGUCGUAUCAUUUACUCUUUAUUAGGAUGAGGAAUUGAGGACACAACCUACGGCUUACAACAUCGAUCGUUGCAGGUCCUCUGCUCCGGAUUUGCCUAUACUAGUUUAAUAGCUUGAUAUGAUGUUGAAAACCGAUGCUCUU